This is a messenger RNA of Durusdinium trenchii, 714 nucleotides long. The record is from the annotation of a GenBank genome assembly. Lineage: Eukaryota; Dinophyceae; Suessiales; Symbiodiniaceae.
AUGCCGCUGCCAACAAUCAAAGCUCAGUGGAUUGCCAAGCUUCAGGAGGAGGGGGUGAAUGUCCCUUCUGAGUGGACACUCCUUCAGAUCAAAGCUCACUAUGCCGAGAUCAUGGAGACACAGAAGCAACAGGGCAACUCCAAAACGUUGGAAGAGACGGACCUUCGUCGGAGUGCCAAGAAGAAAGCCGACACAAUUGCGGCCUUGACAGCCAAGGGAGAACGAGCCAUUUGCCAGAAGUAUCCACCUCAGGGAGGAGAGAAAGUGGGGUUUGGAAAGCAUGGAGACCUAUCACUGGAUCAAGUGAUUGCUCAAUUCCCGAGCUAUGUGAAUUGGUGUCGGGAGACCAUCCAGGAUGCGGAGGACCCAUACUGGAAGAUGGAAAGGCUGGUGCCGUAUGCCGACCAGCGCCAAUCCCACAAGGACCAGGGCAAGGGCUACUUCACCUACAGCAAGACUACACCGGGAAACAGUGGACACAGCUGGGACGGCGAUAUUUCAGAGCAGGACCAUUGGGAGAAGGUCGAACACGACAAGGCAGAGAUCGAGAAGCGCAUGGGCAUUCCUGGAGGCAAAAACACGAAGCACAAGGAAAGCAAGACCCAAGCCGAGAUCGAGAACGAGAGUUUGAAGGCCCAACUCAAGGAGAUGCAGUCAGUCAAUGCAGAGUUGGAACUACAAGUGAGUUGUGUGAAGGGCCGCAAGGAGAUGUAG